AUAAUAUAGCUCGAACACCUAAAUCACAUAUUAUUAAUACUAUUCCUCAUUCACCUCCAUCUAGUAGACCAUAUCCGCAACCGGAUAAGGAGGAGGUGAUGUAUAAGCUUAUUCAGCAGUUUUUAACAGCAGGUCUCAUUACUCAAUCUAAUUCUCCGUAUGCUGCUCCAGCAAUACUUGUUAAGAAAAAAGAUCAAUCAUAUAGAUUAGUAGUUGAUUAUAAACGACUUAAUGCUAUAACCAUUAAAGAUUCUUCGUCACUUCCAAAUAUGGAAGAUACUUUAAGGAAGUUAGGAAAAGGUUUCAGCUAUUUUUCUAAACUUGAUCUUAAAUCAGGUUUCUAUCAGAUACCAAUAGACGACAACGAUAAAGAAAAGACAGCUUUCAUAACACCAUUCGGUCUUUAUCAGUUUAACGUACUCCCAAUGGGAUUACGUAAUUCUUCUCCGACUUUUCAAAAAGUCAUGACUGAUACACUGAAGUCGUGUCAUCACUUAAAACAAGUAUUUUCAGCAUUACAAUCAAAAAGCUUAGUAUUAAACCCGCCUAAAUGUGAAAUAGCUGUUAGACAAAUCGAUUAUCUCGGCCAUACUAUUACUAAAGAUUGUAUUAAGCCAAUGAGAGCAAAAAUAGACGCUAUUUUAAAUAUAGAAGAACCGCACACCUUAGCUCAAGCUAAUCGCUUUUUAGGAUCUUUAGGAUGGUAUCGGAAAUUUUUACCGAAAUUUGCCGACAUAGCUGCCCCAAUACAUGCUGUUACUAAUCUAACAAAAUCUAAUCGACGAAAAUUUAAAUGGGAAAAUCCUCAGUCAGAAGCUUUUCGACAGCUUAAGCAGAUGCUUAUUACUGAGCCUUUAUUUUUACACUAUCCUGUAGAUCAUUUACCUUUGAUUCUAACUACAGAUGCUAGUGAUAUAGGUAUUGGUGGCGUUUUACAGCAAGAAGUAAACGGCAAUAUUCAUAAUCUUUAUUAUCAUUCUCAACUUAUGACAACGUGUGAGAAGAAAUAUAGUACUAUAGAAAAAGAAGCACUAGCUAUUUAUAAGUGUUUAGAACGUAUGAGAUCUUUUGUUCUAGGACGUAGUAUAAUUAUCAUGACUGAUCAUUGUCCGUUAUGCUACAUUAUGCAAAAGUCUAUAAAAAAUACUAGAGUCAAUAGAAUAACACAUUUAAUUCAAGAAUACAAUAUUGAUAAGAUAGUACACAUUCAAGGUCGUUAUAAUUGUCUACCGGACUAUCUUUCUCCUUAUUCUAAAGAACAAGACAAUGCGUUAUUUGAUAUUGACUAUGGACUAGCUAGUAAAAAUAAAUCAAAAAAUUUUAGUCAGCGAAAACUUGUAGCAGCUAUGACUCUACGACCACGUAAAAAACAACCUAUAGCUACAAACGAUCAUCAAUCCAUUCAGAAUCAUAACAUCAUUUCUCAACAGUUCGAUACAUUAUCUCAGUCCGAAGAUAUAAAAAAGAACAAAUCAUCUUCUAAUCUUUCACGUAACUAUUUCGAUAUAGCGAAGUUAAAAAUUGAACAACAACGAGAUCCUCAAAUACAAAAGAUAGUUCAAAAUUUUAGUUUACAAUCUACUAAGAAUUCCUUUCUAUUCAAAGAGGAUAUAGUUUAUAAACUUAUUUCAUUAAAUAAAUAUUCUCAUAAAAAGAUUAAAGUUAUAUAUUUACCUACUUCUAUGAUAGAGUCAUUGUUGCGAGCAUCGCAUGAUGAUCCAAUGUCAGGUUCACAUUUCGCUACAGAUCGAAUGUAUUAUAAAAUUCGUACUCAUUUUUGGUGGCCAAAAAUGAAAACCACCAUUCAACGUUAUGUAAAGUCUUGUAGUUUAUGUACACAAUUUAAUUUAAGUCGUACUAAGAAAUAUGGUCAUUUACGUUCUAUUCCACCGCCAGAAGGACCAUUAGCAUUAAUAGGUAUUGAUUUCUGUGGACCUUUACCUAGAACUCCACGUGAGAACCAAUAUGUACUUGUUAUUACAGAUUAUUUUACGAGACAUAUAACUGCAAUAGCUCUUUCUAAUUGUACAGCCGAAACUACAGCACGCGCCUUAUUUGAUGAUUUUUUCUGUAAGUUUGGUAUACCUUCAAUUAUUCUUAGUGAUCGAGGAACACAUUUUCAAAAUAAACUGAUGGAAAAUUUACAAAAACUCAUAGGCUAUAACCAUAUUUAUAGCACUGCUUAUCAUCCUCAGACAAACGGAGUUGUAGAACGCUUUAAUGCGACGUUUGUAGCUCAGAUUUCGAAGUUACAGAGUACUCAACAUAA
Rotaria sp. Silwood1 is the source of this 2269-nucleotide messenger RNA. Lineage: Eukaryota; Metazoa; Rotifera; Eurotatoria; Philodinida; Philodinidae. The record is from the annotation of a GenBank genome assembly.